This is a messenger RNA of Musa acuminata AAA Group (dessert banana), 4556 nucleotides long. Its product is annotated as formin-like protein 5. Gene Ontology annotation, biological process: actin nucleation; actin cytoskeleton organization. Lineage: Eukaryota; Viridiplantae; Streptophyta; Magnoliopsida; Zingiberales; Musaceae. The transcript is spliced from 7 exons. The record is from RefSeq and is a predicted model, not a curated record. The coding region runs from base 941 to 3742 and encodes 933 amino acids. Gene Ontology annotation, molecular function: actin filament binding.
AAAAGCUCGUCUCUCUCUCUCUCUCUCACGCGUCUUCAGCGCGUCCGCCGUUCUGCUCCGAAGUCGAAGUGCGACAUUUUGGUGGAAGAAAUGAAGAAAUUGUCAUUCGGGAGCAUCCUUUCGGCUGCUCCGAUCCGAAGGGAGGAGCUUCCUUUCUCCUUCGUUUAAGUGCCAUUUAGAUACGAGUUUCUUUCUUGGAGGGCACUUGAAGUUGGUCCGGUCAAAAGGGGAAGAAACCUUGGGCGAUCUGUGAAUCUGCUUGCCAAUUUGGGGCUCUUCUCUUUGGUUACACCAGAACGUUGCUCUCUGGCGUGAUUCGGUCCAUCUCUUGGCGCGUACUUUGUGCGUCCUCUGGAUUCUUAUUGAGGCUUCGAGGCUUUCCUCCUGUUUGUCGACUUGACAGUGGUGAUCUCGGGUGUGAUUUGAUCCAUUUCUUGGUUUCUCAGGUAGAAAAGGAGCCGCCUUCGGACGUUACUAGUGGGAUUCGUGCCUGCUGUUUGACGUGGUUUUUUCUGAUUUCGUGCGAGGGAAAGGAGCGAUCUUUGAUCGACUUCUGGGUUCUUACUGAGGCAUUGAGUCGUGUGCAGUCCGUCGGUGCGGAUCUUGUUUGUAUAUUAUUUAAGGCGGCUACUUUCCGGUUUUAGCUUGCUGGAGUUCAUCCGCUCAAGGAUCAAAGGCCGCAGAAAAUUGAAGGGUUCUUUCCCCUUUUUUUCUUGCGCUGAUCGUGUCGCCAAAGCUAAGCUUUCUCUUUCUGGCAAUCUCUAGCAACUUCAUUCCGGCUCUUGGUUCUGGAGAUUGGUUAGGAGCACUGUUUUCUUAUUUCAAAGAAAAGGAGCCACCUUUUCGGUUAAUUACUGUGAUGUUCUGGGAGGACACUGGAAGAUACAAAUUUAUCGCAUGCGAAGAUUAGUCUCACUUUCUAAGAUCAAUCAGAGAGAUUAUGGCUUUAAUGAGGAUUUUUUUGAUCCCUGCAUAUAUGGUCUUGUUUCUGGUUCUUGUGCCAAAAAGAUCAAUGGGGAGACAGCACCAGUUCUUCAGUUUGACUGAUUCUCGUUUUCCCAAUCAGAUGCAGCAAUUUCAGGUGCAAAAGAUGUUGCUUGAUUGUGAUCUACAUCUGAAAGAUAUAAUAGAAAUUAAGAAAAAUUUAGACUUCUCCGUGUUGGACAGCAUGGUCAAGGAUUCCAGACAAAUCUAUGUAAAAAAAGGAUCACAUACGGAAGACAAUGGAGACAAAGUUGCUGCUUCCCUGUCUCCACAGCUUGAGCACUUGUUUCUUGAAUGUUUGAGUAAACAGAACCACCCAGCUCAUGAUCCAGGAGAGGUGAAUAAUCUGAGAAAUUGGUACCAUUAUCUUGAGCAGUUACUUGGAUGGUAUCCUCAUUCAAGGAGGUAUCUGGCUGAUCAACCAGCCCAUGCACCUGCACCAGCACCAGUUAUUUCCUCUGCCCACGCUUCAUCUCCAUCUCCAAAUCUUUCGUCUGGCUCUCCAGCAUAUGGUCCAGCACCUUCCUCUAUCCCAGAUCCUCCUCCAAUUCAUGCUCCUCCCAGCAGAUUCUUUCCACCACUAUAUGACUAUAUGAGCCCAGACACAACUCCAACUUCACCACCAAAGAAUAAAGAGGACAGGAACAAAACAAUUAUUGUUGCAGUUGUUUUAAGCACAGUAGGCACAUGUUUUAUUGCAGCAAUUCUCUUUAUUCUAUAUAAUAAAUGUUGUAGAGACAAAGUUUAUUCAGGUAACAGCAUAAGGGAUGAUAGGCCACUUCUAAAUUUGAGUUCGAGUGACUUCUCUGGGUCUUCACAAAACCCUUUUGGCAUGGCAAAUUUAAGUGAGAAGAAACAGUUGGGGGCUUUUUCUCUUAAAGCUCAACCAAUUCAUGCUGGUAAUGCUUCAUCUAUGAAUGUUGGCUCAGCUGAAAUUCCACCAUCCAAAUUACACUCAGGACUUUCCAAUUCAUCAAUAGAGCUUUCUAGUGCACCUACCAUUGGAUCAGCAGAGGAACCUACUUCUCCACCUCCUCCUCCACAGCCUUCACUACCUCCACGACCUCCGCCACCUCCACCACCUUCACUACCUCCACAACCUCCGCCACCUCCUCCUCCACAGCCUUCACUACCUCCACGACCUCCACCACCUUCACUACCUCCACAACCUCCGCUACCUCCACCACCACCUGUAAUGACUCCUGCGGUUCCAAAGGCUGCUCCUUCUGCUCCUGCUCCACCCCCUCCCAGACCCAAAAAAAUACCUGGUGCACCCCCUCCACCUGCACUGAAAGCUACUUUCCCUCCUCGUCCACCACAAUCAAACCCAAGUUCAUCAAGUGUACCUCAGCCUUCUUUCCUUGGGCCAAAACACCCUGUAUCUAGUGAUGAUGCACCAAAAACCAAGCUCAAACCAUUUUUUUGGGAUAAAGUCCUUGCAGACCCUGACCGGUCUAUGGUGUGGAAUCAGAUUAAGUCAGGCUCAUUCCAAUUUGAUGAGGAGAUGAUUGAAAGUUUGUUUGGUUACACUUCUGCUAAUAAACCCAAAAAUGAUGGAAAGGAGUCUUCAUCAAAGAGUCCUGCUCAACAUGUUCAUAUUCUUGAUGCCAAGAAGUCCCAUAAUUUGGCAAUUUCAUUGAAGGCACUGAAUGUGAAAAUAGAAGAAGUUUGUGAUGCUCUUAUGGAAGGAAAUGAGCUUCCAGUGGAGUUACUCCAAACGUUGCUUAAGAUGGCUCCUACAUCUGAUGAAGAGAUGAGGCUUCGGUUGUAUACUGGUGAUAUUUCUGAACUUGGCUCAGCAGAACAGUUCUUGAAGGCAUUAUUGGAUAUUCCUUUUGCUUUUCAACGCCUAGAUGUGCUUCUUUUCAUGGCUUCUCUGCCAGAAGAAGCAACAAGUGCCAAGGAGUCAUUCUCAACACUAGAGGUGGCCUGUGGAGAGCUAAAAAAUAGCCGGCUAUUCUUGAAGCUAUUAGAAGCAGUUCUUAAAACUGGCAAUCGCAUGAAUGAUGGUACCUUCCGUGGGGGGGCACAAGCAUUCAAGCUUGAUACGCUCUUGAAGUUGGCUGAUGUCAAAGGAACAGAUGGGAAGACAACAUUGUUGCAUUUUGUUGUCCAAGAGAUAAUUCGAUCCGAAGGUGUGCGAGCUGUACGUAUGGCCAGGGAACAAAGUGGGAGCAUCUCUAGUGUGAAUUCUGAUGAUCUUACUGAUGAUUCACUCCAUGAAUCUGAAGACUACUUCCGUAAGCUUGGUCUCAAAGUUGUUUCAGGUCUUGGAGACGAACUUCUAAACGUCAAGAAAGCAGCAUGUCUGGAUGCCGAUGCGUUGACAACUUUGGUGGCAAAUCUUGGACAGAGGUUGGUGAAAACAAAGGAAUUCUUAAAUACAAGCAUGAAAAGUCACGAGGAAAGUGGGUUUCGUCACUCGCUUAAACAUUUCGUGGAACAAGCUGAAACUCAAAUAACUUUCCUAUUGGAGGAAGAAAAGAGAAUAAGGUCAUUGGUAAAGAAAACCACCAACUUUUUCCAUGGAAAUGCAGGGAAGGAUGAGGGGUUGAGAUUGUUCGUGAUUGUGCGGGACUUCCUUGUGAUGUUAGAUAAGGCCUGCAAAGAAGUGAGAGAGGCACCAAGAAAAGUGACGCAAACACGCAAAAACAGAGAAAUAUCGUCAUCAUCAACAGUACCAGAUCCACAGCAGCUGCUCUUUCCAGCGAUAAGGGAUCGGCGAGUUGACAGUUCCAGCUCAGAUGAUGAGAGCUGACUUUAGCUAAAACAGGGCUCAUAUGGUGCUGGAAGCUACAUAUUGAAAACCCAGUUGUAAUCGACUUGCUGUAAUCACUAGAAAGCUGAGUUCUUGGAAGCUUGAAUUAGGGUGCGCCAUGGCAUCAAUGGAAUGAUACAACACACUCAGAUUUGGGUCCUCGCCAUUUGCAUCAGGAAAUUAGAUUAGCCUUGUUUUCUUUGUGGCAGUUGAUAAUGCGUAGAAAAGCUUCAGCAUAGUGACUUUUGAAUCAUGAGUUCAAUUCUUUCAUUAUACAUCAUCUCUUGGAAGCUAAAAAAGAGUACUUUUUGAAGAGGAGAAAAUAUCAUCGAUUCUCAAAGACAAAUCAAAAUAUCUUUGAGCACCACAAAACAUUCCUCCAGCAGAUGGUAUUCUCCACUGUGACAGAUUAAUCCAAACAUGGCCUAACAUUUCCUUUGGCUUGAGCAGUAGCUUUGGCAUCCAAACAUCAUUUAGCCAGAUUCGUAGACCACCGAGACAAGAUACAUGAUGGUACUAAGAACGUAACAUUCAUGUUUGGAUUAAUACAAUCCAAGAAACUAACAUCAUUCCUCCAGCAAUCUCAUUCAAACAGCACAUGUUCUUAAUACAAGAAAGUUUAUAGAGAUAAGCCAUCAAAGAUGGGUUCUACUUAAGAGUGUCACUGGAUGGACCACAAGAAACAUGCAACAAGAAGAAAGCUAGUUGGGCAAUGGUAACAUAUCCUUGAUGGAAGGCUGAGAGAGCCCAAUGUGCUACGCACUACUCAAAAACCAUGAAUCUUAAUAUGCUCCUUCUUCACAAUUCCAGCCUG